Molecule: messenger RNA, 9569 nt
Organism: Bombus huntii
Lineage: Eukaryota; Metazoa; Arthropoda; Insecta; Hymenoptera; Apidae
Product: mucin-17-like
Exons: 12
Coding region: 805-5316 (1503 amino acids)
Biological process (GO): protein dephosphorylation
Molecular function (GO): protein tyrosine phosphatase activity
Source: RefSeq, a predicted model, not a curated record
CGAAACAGCAAGGGUACAUGCACGACUCGCGUAGUCAGUCUCGCGCCGAGCGUCUUGUAGUGCGCAUUGUCGAACUUUAAUAUCGUCCGCGCUUCGAACCAGUGAAUUUGAAAACUUCCGCCAACUACGAAACCAACUACGAUACUAACGUGUGCACAUGACAGACGACCAGUGACGGUUCUUGCGUGGAGCAGACGAAAGUCAACAGAUCGUUAAUUCGUUUGCAUCCAACAAGCACAGACGUUUCGAAGAUCGGGAGCGGAAGAACAUUAGGAGGAGAGACAACGUAAAUGGCGAGAGAACGCGUCGCCAUGGGUACCGUGUGUUGUGGCUCGCGGGUGUAGUGCGAACCCCGUAAUCGAAGGGAAGAGACAAAACUGAGGGACAGAGAUCACGUGAUAGAGGAAGAAAGGCGAAAGAGUGAAAGGCACGGGAGAAAAAGAAGGAAGAUAUAGAACGCGUGGACAAGCGUGACCGGCCAAGACUUCGAAAGGCUACUCUCUCGUGGCCGUCACGUCGAGGAGAGGGCAGCGAGAGCCGGGCAGAGAAAGAGGGAGAAUAAUGCGGACUCGUUGCUUCCGCCUUCAUCAGCAGCACGUUCAGAUCUGCUCGUAUGUCCUUAUUGUCGGUCGUCGUGGCAUGGCUGAAUUCACGAAUUCUUAAUUAGUAACAAUCUCGUGCGUGGGAGGACAGAUACGGGUCGGCGAGGGCAAAGAAACUGGAUUGUUCGUGUAUAGUACACGUCCACGUGUGUGCCGCUUCAUUCACGUACGAUUCCGCGAGGAGGUCUAACGAACGGUGGAGAUGACUGGAAGAAGAAGAGUGCCACUCGUGUUAAGAGUAUGCACAGGUGUUUUCGUGCUGCUCUUCAGCACGGUCGCCGUGGACGCGACGAAAGACCCAUCGUCGAGUUCGGAGAAGCUGCUCACCCCCGACGUAUCGGAAACAUCGAUAUUCGAACAGAACAAGACGAUCUUAAACAAAAUACCAUCGAGAGACGAGUCGGAGUUUCCCUUAGCAGAGUCGAAAAACGAAGCCGUCGGACCGUACAACUCGACUAAAAGAGGUUUCGAAACGGUAGACGAUAAGCUCGUAAAAGAUGCCAAAACGGUGGACAAGGAGAAAGUGCCAAUGCCGAUCGACGAGGAUACCGAGUUGCAAGGAAUCAGGUCGCGCGAUCAAGUCGACAGAUUAUCGACCGUAGAUUCAGCCAACAGCGGAUCCAAGCUCGAGGAAAUCGUCUAUGGAACUUCUGGGAAGAGUUCUAGCACGAAAACGAUAUCCGCGGACGCUUACAGGCUAUCCGGAACCAACGGUUUGACCACGGUAACCGCGAAACCGGCGCUGGAGGAAUCAAAAGUCGACGAGACGAAGAACAAAACCGGGUUCGUCGAACGCUCCAACGAUACCUCGAGGCAGGAACCAAGAGAAGCUAAGAAAUCGUCGGAAGAUGGCUUGGAGGUGAAAGAGGAACGCGCGACAGACACGAAGGAAGAAGCGGCGAGUUCCUCGAAAGAGGCGAGCACGGAUUCCGGGUUAAAAUCAGAAACGUUUAACCCUGAGAACGAGUCAGCUCCGGAAAAAGUUCGUUUCCUCGGAGAGUUUCAGCAAAGGAAGAAAAAGGCGGAGGGUCCGGUGAAGAACUCGGAAGUUCCGGACUUAAAGGAGGCCGACGAGAGAAAAGAGGAGGACGUGUCCGUCUCGUUGAUCAAUGACACGUACGUCAACUACAGCCACCGUUCGAAAAUCUCGACGGAGAAGAGCGUGGAGACCGACUCGGCUGACAAAUGGACGCCUCUCGAAAACGCGACAAAUUUUAUCACCGAGGAGAUUCCGGUGACUCACGAGUCGCGCCAUCCGAAGGAGGAGGUGGAGGUCGUCGGGAACGUGACUCAGCCCGUGAUCCAGCGGUUUAUCGAUCGACAGUCCCAAAACUCGACGUCAAAGGACGCUGGCCUUGCCAACGAAUUAAAUCGCACGUCGAAUCGGGACAAGGACUUUUUGCGCGAUUCUGCGAACGCUAACGAGACCAGUCACGAGAAACAGCAGGAAAUAGAGGAAAAAAAUGAGGAGAAAUUGGCGCGGCUUACCACCGAAAGGACGAGCGAAGAAUCUUCCACGAUUCAAGGAAUUUCCAGUCCGGUUCCCAGAGGAAGAACUAUAGCGUUCGAGUCUGCAAGCUCGAAGAGAACGAUCGUCGCGAAGAAGAACGCCACAGACAGAUUCGCGGACCAGAAACCCUAUCCUUACACGAAAUUGCCUAAGGAGUCGCCAGUUCGUAACGCCAGUAACCAGCUGGACGUCACCACGGAAGAAGCUUCUGCUUUGGAGAACACGAUCGGCAAGGGACAGUCGGAAGAAAAGUUCGUCGUAACCGAAGGUUCGGACGUGUUGGAGAAUAGCAUCCAGCAGUUUAAGCCGACCUAUUACGAGAAAGUAAGCAACGAAUCAUCGACUAUCUCGAGCACCGAGGUACGCCCGUCCGUUCAAAUAACGACCGCGCCUUUGCUUAGAUUAGAGGAAACUAGACCGACGAAUCAGACCGUGGUCGAGAAAUCAAGCGAACAGAAGGGCAUCGACGAGAGCGGAGAAAAAUCGACGAGCGCGGGAAAUGACGUUUCUCGGUGGGCUGAGAGCCGCGAGACCUCUGGGAUGGGGAACGUCGAUGUGACUGGAAACGGGAUAACGGAAGUCAGCGCGAAGCCCGAGAGUGGCGAUAAACGAACCUACGAGGCCUCCUUGCAGGAGAUUACGGUUCGGACAACGCCCACACCUUUAACAACGGAACCCGUCGAACCGCAAACGGACCUCGGAAUGCUCUCGAACGCGGACGUGCAGACGAACGUAGCUGGUUCUCUGCUGAUACGAUCAACGCUCAACGCCACCGAGCUCUCCACCGAGUAUCCACUGAUCAAAGGGAAUUUUUCCGACGAGAAGUUGCCGAUAUUCCCCACUACACCCACGGACACGAGCACCGUCAAAGUAGCAACGGACAGUGCCACCGUCUUGCCCACGACCACCAUCGAAGAAACCUCCGUAGGGAACGUCACCGAACCACCAACUGUCUCGGACGCUAACGGAACCAACGAAAUCCCUUCCGGUGUAAGUGGCACUCUCAGCCCCGAGGAAACUUUCGUACCUACCACUACCAACGUCGAGUUCGAGUUCGUUGGCCUGUCCGAUUCGACCACUUUUCCCUGGCGGAACGCUACCGAGGAACCACCCAAGGGACGCGAUUUGCCAAACGAAACUUCCGUCGUGCCUACGGUUAAGGAUUUACUCGCAAAAAAUACGCCCAACGAAGGCACCACGACAGCGAGCAACGAAUCGACCACGGAGAAUACGUCGUCGAUCAGCGAGACCGAAAUUCCUGCCACGAGUAAUCCAAUGACGGACCGGACGAUCGUUCCUACGUCGAUACCGAGCCAAACGAUACAGUCCAAGGACGAGUUUACGACUCGGCCGAGUUUCGUCGACGAGGAAACCGACAGCAGCUCGACCAGCCUGGAUGAAGUUGAGAAAACGAUAGACGUGACGGAUUCUUGGAGCACCACGAGCGAAGAGAAUGUCGCGACGACCACGAUUAGAACGGAACAGACGAUUUCAAAGGAUUCCAAGGAUUCCUAUUUCAUGGCGAACGUUACCGAGUCCCCCGUGGAAUUCACGUCGAUACCGAACGUUUACACGACAGAUGCCACGCGAGUGGCUACUUCCAGCCCCUUUGUCCCGAUCGGUCUCGAGCCAAGGACCCCGGUUUCGAGUAGCACGAGCCCGGCAAUGCCCGUUUCCGACAUACCGUCGGUCACGGCGCACGACGCGACGGUGUUACCCGACCAGGAGGAGAUUACGUCGCUAGUUCGAAUCGACGUGGAAGGCACCUCGCUCGACGUGUGCCCACAAAUGGACAAAUUGAGGCACACCCUGGCGAACAUUUUGACGUCCGGGAUGGACAAGCCGGUAUCCGACAAACAAAUUAUUUUCCAUCAAAAUCCGUGUCAGGAGCCACCGAAUACUACGCCAUCGUCGUCCGACAUGCCCAUGAUGACCAUCUUGAUUUACGUCGUCGACGAAGUUGGCAAGUUCGACAGCACUAUGACGAAAAUGUUGCCCAGUUUGUACGAGGAUUCGCGGGACCACGUCAAGUUCCCGAUUACCAUACACAGAUUUCUUCUGGUACAGGAAAAGGGUCCAGAUUCCGGAAACGCGAUAGCGGUCGUCGUGGUCUCCUCGGUUGCCUUGAUUUGCCUGGUUCUUCUCACCGGUCUUCUGUUUAUCAUGAGGAAGAGGCAAACGAGGUUUAACUAUGGCGAACGAUGUCGUCCCGUGUCUUUAGACGCUUACAGCCUUGACAGUGUUUCCGCUUACAACAGCGUCAGACGCAAAGGCGUGACGAGAUCUUCGAAAAGAAGCUAUGGGAAUCCAACUUUCGAGGAUUCGAGCGCCAUUCCGUCUCACCCGUUGAACUUCGCGGCCCUUUCAUCCUUCUGUAACGACGUUAACGCAAUCAACGAGGAAUUCUCCGGUAUUCCACAAGUUUCAGCGAAGAUAGACGAAUUGCCUGCUGGGGCGGAAGUGAAGAACAGAUACGCGAACGUGAUACCGCUUCCGGAGACCAGAGUGCUCCUACAAAAAAUCAACAACGAUCCUCUUACGGAGUACAUCAACGCCAGUUACGUUCGGGGACCGAAGAACGCAACGAAAUAUUACGUCGCUUGCCAAGCACCGAUGGAGUCGACCGUUACCGACUUCUGGAGAAUGAUCUGGGAGCAACAGUGCAAAGUGAUCAUCAUGCUGACCGAUCUCGUGGAGAACGGGGUGGAAAAAUGCACCGAGUACAUCCCACCCUCCGAAGUUACCGACUGUCGCCGGCUAUACGGUGACUUCCAAGUUACUCUGAAAAAGAGAGAAACCAAAGAGAAAUAUGCCAUUUCCACGCUUCAUUUAAACAAUUUGGAGAAGAACACGUUCCGAGAAGUGUAUCAUAUUUGGUAUCUGUGGCCGGUGAACGGGGUGCAGUCGGACGGUGCCGGGUUAAUAGCUGUGCUUCUCGAGGCGAGGGCACUCCAAAGAGGUGGCCCUGGACCCAUUGUGGUCCACUGUAGUCCUGGCACUGGACGUACGGGAACGUUAAUAGCUCUUGACCUAGGAAUUAGACAAUAUGAGAUUACGAGGACUGUGGACGUGCCAAGGGUCGUUUACACUAUCAGACGGGACCGUGCUGGAGCUGUCAAGACGAAAGAACAAUACGCUUUUAUUUACAAGGCAUUAAAUUUGUACGCGACCAAACUUGCCGGCGGUGUGCUGGAAUCUACGUGAACCGCUCGAGAUUUCGAAGAAACGUCUGUUCAGACGUCGAGUCUAAGUCGUAGCAGAAAACUGCUUUAUCUGUGAACGAUAAACAUCACCGAAGACGAUAAGAAACCGCGAGAUUGUACGACGUACGAUAUGCCAGUUUUAUCUGGACAGGAAGCUAAUGAAAAUCGAACGGAGGAAGUUAACUUGUGAUACGUGGACCAUAGCGACGGUUGUAUCUCGCUCGAGACCUUUGUUUCGUCCUCUCGACGUCCGACAAUCUCGCCAAGAAAAUUCAAAGCAUUUCUUACCAUCCGUUCGUCUACCCCUCUCGAUCGACGUUUCGGUAUUUCUUAAGAGAACGUUGCCAUCAAAUACUAAGUUAUCAAACAGAUCUACGUCAAUUUGUAACGAAAUUUUGCGUGGUAUUUCGUCCACGUAUGAAAGCAGAAUUUUUCAAAGUGUGCAAACAAUGAUAGAACUUAAUUACAAGUAGGAAAUUCUUAAUUCGAGUAACUCAAUCGGAAUGAGACGCGAAGCAAUCACCGAUGAUCCAACGCUACCAGUCGAGUAUUACUAAAAUCGAUAUUUUAUUCUAAAUACGUCUUGACUGAGAAGAGGAGACAAAUUGGAUGGUAACGUGUUCAAGCGAAGGACGAAGAGGCGAAAAUUAAUUUGUGAUAUCCGGACCAUCCGUCAACGGUAUUCAACUUCGUAUUUCUUAGGCCUAUUCAAUUUCGUAAAGCUUUUUUUACCGUGGAUUUCGUCUCUUUUUGUCAAUAUUUUAAUAUACAUAUGUAUAUAUAUUACACGUAUUGCGUACAUAUAUUUAUAAAUAAGAUGACGAUUAGGUAUAGUUGAAUAUUUAAUGUUGAUGCGUCAUACUUCGUAGUCAAUAGCGUUAUCCCGGAAUAUGGCAAUCGCGGAAGAAUUAUUUCUUACGAUAAAAUAUUCCGCAACCGGCAUUGUAUGGCCAAACGAGAGUAAAAAAGGAAAACAAGCGAGAGAUACCUUUCUCGGAGAAUUCUGUGUGUGUAUUUAGUGUCGUCUUAACGAUGUAAAAAGAAAUAUAUGUAUGUAUACAAAAUAUGUUAAUUAUUAUUUAGUAUUGCAAUCGUUUACGACGUUACAUUUGUAAGAAUUCAGAGAAAUCGCACGAUCGACUUCUUCUUUUUUCUCUCUUCUUUUCCCAGCUAUAGAUAUGUGUAUACAUAAUAUAUAUAUAUACAUAUAUAUUACCGUAUUAUUGUUGUUAUUGUUAUUGUUGUUGUUGUCAUUGUACAGAUACUUUGAUUCGUAGCAGGUUGCUCUCUAUAAUUGUACAUAGAAACCAACCCGAAUAAUACACGGAGAAAUUAAUUGUAUCGUUAGAUUCCGUUAGAUUUUUCGUUCGUUUCGUACGCGGAAGUGUCGUGAAUUCUCGUGGAAUUACACGAGCGUGUUCGUAGUCGCACGCCAUUUUUCUCAGAGACUUCGAACACGUUUCAGGAGCGCAUCGAAUUGUCCCAUAAAUUUUGUCGGUUUCGUUAAACCCUGUUAAAGUUAGCUUCUGUGAACCAUCAGGCAUUUUCGUUUCAGCAUUUGAAAACAAUCAGAUGAUGCGACGAACGUAAACAAUCGUAUUAAUGAUUCAUUUCGACCGGUUAUUUUUGACCGACGAUCUUUCUCUGAGUGUGCCUUAAGAAAUAGGUUCUUUCGUCAAGGAUUAAUUUACUUUUGCGAAACACGCGAAUUAUACAUUUUCCGUCAUCCCGUGUAUCUUUUAAACCAAUUUGUAUGGCAAUUAUACAUGUACAGGAGUAACUGCGGCUUUUGUUGAAAUUAAAUGUUUCGUCUUUUAUUUGUAUAGAAUAUCCUCUAACGUCAGCGAAUUGUUAACCAAAAUAAUUAUUUAUUUCUAUUCUACUUUUCCAAUUUUUCGUAUUAAUAUUAUGUAAAUGUACGCAAUGUACCGUUUGUUAUGUUUACCAUCUCUCUAAACGUAAAGGCUAAUAAACUUGUAAAAUGAUCAAAUAAUUUCAAGAUCAAAUCAAAGAGAAUCAAAACCAGACGUCUAUACUGGCUUUUUAUUCGUUAGAAAUCAUCGCGAGAUGAGUGUUAAAUCGACAAAAUUUUUGGUAUAAUACUAUCAGUGUCAUGAACCGUAUGAAAGAAUAUUUUAUACGAAAAUUGCCCCCCUACUCCCCCAACCGACAGUCGAGAUUGAGCGAUUUCGCCAACUUGUAUGAAACGUCACGUAAAGAACUGGAACGAAGAGCUGAAAUUAAGCUGCGCGUGAGAAAACAAAACCAGGAAUACAGGGUUAUUUCGUAGCUUCUAUCGAGCCCGCUAUUUAAGCACAUACGUAUAGUACAUCCAUAAUAACUAACUUUGUAAUAGUACUGUAAUAUGGUAAACGAGUCGACGUAUAGUCGAGGCUACAAAGUACGUAACUCAUGGUACAUCAUCUUUCCAGAAUAUCAUCGAACAGAGACGAUAGAAAUUUUUCAAAUUGUAAAUCUAAUACGCUUCAGCGAGGAACGCGACGAACAUCGAACAUACACAUUUAUGGAAUUAAACGACAAUGACAAUUUACACGUCUAAGAGCACAGAGAUGCCCGUCAAUAUAAAAAAAAAAAAAAAAAAUAAAAAGAAAAAUUUCGUACAGUUUCGUGCGAAAGAUUCGUGCCACCUUUGAUUUUUAGUCGACUGUCUCCGAAGCAUUCGCCUCCUCCUCUGGAAAUUUCGAAGCAACGCCGCUUAAUCAAUUUUAGUUGUCGUCUCUGCGAAAUGAAAAGCGAAAUACAAUUUUUUCACAGAAACAGCCUGAGCCUCUCGCACGAUACUGUACGUCGGUGUAACAAUGCAUAAACAUUUGCCAUAGGAUAAAAGAUUAGAAACGUUCGGAUUAAUUACAUUUAGAGGACCUUUACAAAGGAUUAAGACGGUUAGGUGUCUAGAGAUUAAAAAUUCGACAUAGUCGAAGAGAAAGUAGGAAUAUUAAGCGCAAUGAUCUCAUUUGCCGAUGCUUGGAACGAAGUGAAUUCUCGAUUGAUAGUUCUUCGAUGCGAGCGAAGGAGAAAUUUCAUGCGCCACGCCAUUAUUAAUUACGAGAAUGGUUCUUAUCAAAGUUAUUUCCCGCGUGAACGAUGCGAUUGUAUUCGAGCGUUGGAAAGACGUGGGUCCCUGUUUCCUGAAUAGUAUUAUAUAAUGGAGCAAAAUAUAUAUCACGUAAUCGAUAUACGUUAGGAUUUCUGUCAUACUUAAUGUUAUAACCGCUAACUAAUAACUCGCAUUCGUCGUAAUCGUAUAGAAGACUCUGUGUGUGAUAUCGUUUUAUGUAAUAUCGAAUUGUGAAAGCCGAAGGAAGUGUCCACUUGAAAAUUCCAACAGAUUAAGAUAUAUCCGACUUACACAAAACCAGUUAACGCGCCAAAUAUACAUCUUAUUUAAUUAUAUCAAUGGUUGGAUAUAUCAAGGUUUCGUAUCGAAUUCUUCUUUACAAGUAUAUCGUCCACUUCUUCUUUCGAUUUAACGACGACAACCUCGUUGGAAGUUUCGAUUCCUGAAAUUCAAAGAACUGCUUUUUAAAGUUUGCAAAGUUUACGGAAGAUGGAAGGAUUUUAUAACGUUUAAAACGUAGUCGAUCACGGUUAAAAUAUUUUCUUUUUCCCUCAAUAUCGUAUAUCUUAUCGGUUACGAAUGACGUACAUAUCCCCAACACACUUACCUUACGCGUUAUAAGGGGAUUUCGUCCAGAAAUAUUUUAAGCUAACUCUAUUACGAAUAUCUCUUUGCCAAAGUUUAAUCGUUACUUCAAUUAAUAUAAUAUAAUAGAAAAGUAUUAGAGAGAGAUAAUAUCUCGAAUAAGUUAAUACAGUUAUUUAAGAAACUAAGUGGACAAGAUUUACAGCACAAUGCAAUGCGUGAAACCAACGUACCAAAAAAAAAAAAAAAAAAAAAAAAGAAUUUAAAUGUUCGAUUAUAAUAUAAAUGUUCAGUAUCGAUGCUAUAAGAGGAAUAUGUAUGUUUAGACCGUUUGGAGGAAGUUAGAGAAAAAUGUGGCCGCGUAACGAUACCUUCGAGAAUGACGAAUGAGCGUGUAGAAUUAAUAGAAAAACCAAUGAAAACCGAACGUGCAUGUGUCGAUAUAAAACUAUACGUGUAAUAAUAUCACAGAGAUCGAAAGCUGAUGAACGAAACACGAUAAAUAAUGGUGUUCGGUCGCGUAGUUAUCGCGACAGCUGUGUCGAUUGCACCUGCAUAGCUGGACCAACAAAAUAAAUGUAAUUGUUCGA